Messenger RNA from Linum tenue, 858 nucleotides. The record is from the annotation of a GenBank genome assembly. NCBI's taxonomy places the organism in Eukaryota, Viridiplantae, Streptophyta, Magnoliopsida, Malpighiales, Linaceae.
AUGGGUAGGUCGGCUUUGCACAUUACGCAUUCCUCCACUUCUCUAGGAGGUGACCUUGGUGGAUGGGUCGCCCUACUGCAGCUCUGGGCGUGGGAGCGAUUCCCACAUCUGACACCGCGACAUUCAGAGACGAGGGCGCAGAUUGGCGAGGAUGCAUCCCCACGUGGUCUUCGAUGGCUUCCGGCCAGCACUCGUCAGUAUGGUGACCAGCUAUUCCAGUACAAGUUGUGGUUUGACGAGAUGGAAACCAUGGUGUGGCAACCUUACGUUGAGAGAACAGUUCAUCUCAGAGGUAGUGUGAUACAGUUUGAGACGUUUCGAGCAGUAGUGCCACUGAUUUGCUUUUCAGCGGUGAUGUGGCACCAUCCAGACCGCGUGCUCCGGCAGUUUGGCAUGAGGGAGCAUGAGCCUCAUCAGCCACAUCCUGAAGUUGAGGUUAGGUUUUUUCUACGUCAGACUACUCGUGGGUCAUCGCGUGGCCAACAGUUGGUACACGCCUCCAGAGAGUCGCUUGCUUUCUGGAACCGUCGACAUGAGUUUGUAGCGAUGGCUCUAUACAGUGCUGAGGUUUUACCACUCGCAGCAUAUGGAGUGGUAUCGAGAUGUCACCAACGUUCAGGCACACGGAGAGGAGUUGUAGUGGAGGCAUUGUACGAAACUUUGGAACAUGCUGAGUUGAGUUUACGUGACGGAGUACGGACUGGAGUGAUGUCCACCGACCAAUGUGAGGAGUUGGCCAACAUGAUGGCAUCAGGGUUGCUACUUUAGGUUUCGAGCGGCGCAGACACCCUGAUCUCACAGUACUUGUACAACCAGCUUAUGAUCAGCCCGUCAUGGCUUCCUGGCCAGAGCGUACUG